AUGGACAGCAACAACACUCAAGUAAUCAACCAGUUCCUUCACUUAUGCGAAGAGACAGAUUCUCACGCCGGUGGAAUAAAAGCCGUGGUCUGGACCGAUCUCAUUCAGGUUACAGUCAUGCUGGGAGGUCUUAUCUGCGUCCUGGCUUUUGGUGCAAAUCAAAGCGGUGGUAUGGCGGAGGUCUGGCGGAUCGCCGGCGAAGGCGGCCGCUUAAAUAUACUUGAUCUCAAUCCAGACCCCUUUGUUCGGCAAUCAACAUGGACUCUGGCGAUUGGUGGUGCUGGUAUGGUCCUCAGUAUCUAUGCCACCAACCAGACUCAAGUUCAGCGCUAUCUCGCCUGUAAAGACCUAAGAACAGCUCGAAUGUAA
Molecule: messenger RNA, 369 nt
Organism: Dibothriocephalus latus
Lineage: Eukaryota; Metazoa; Platyhelminthes; Cestoda; Diphyllobothriidea; Diphyllobothriidae
Source: the annotation of a GenBank genome assembly